GGUUGGUGGUUUGGUGCUGAUGUGGGUCAAUAUAGCAUAUCGCUUGGGAAUCUGGAGAAUGUCUACGGCCAAACGACGAUUCAGAGUUCGGGCUCGUUUCAGUGCUCGAGUCUGGAUAAGCUUGUGUCGGAUAAGAAUGCUUUCAGGGGCUCGUUCUCUUGCAAUGAGAAAGGGUCGGGGCUUAGCGCCGGCGCGAAGGCCGGUAUUGCGAUUGGUGUUAUUAUCGGUGUUAUUCUCGUGGUGCUCCUCGUCUGGCUUUGUAUGCGUCGACAAAGGCAAAAACGGAAGGAUGCCGUCCUUGCUGGACUCACUGCUGCUGGCGCCGCGGGGGCGGUCGGGAAGGAUGUCGAGAAAGCUGAUAAUAAAGUACCCACUGCAGUGUCGAAAAACCCUCCGUCCAGUCAAGAACCGCCGAGUCCGCCGUCCGAUACCGAGGUGGUGACUGCAAGUACUAUACCGAGAAAGCCGGUUUCUCCGCCCCCGCCGGCACCGGUACCUGCAGCGUUGGUGCCCGGCGAUCGGUCAUCGAGGGUGCUUUCAAACUCGGAUGACCCGUCCUUGUUUCUGCGACCGAUACCGAGAAGGAGACCGUCUGAGUCGGAGGUCCCCAUGCUGGAUAGUGAGAACGUGCAUGAAGCGCCACCGCCGGAAGUUGGGAGGCAGCAGGAGGGGUUGUUUGAGCUGGAUGCUGGGCCUGUGAGUGGUAAGCAUCAGCAGGCUAUACAUCAUGAUUGA
Messenger RNA from Aspergillus pseudotamarii, 735 nucleotides. Its product is annotated as putative GPI-anchored cell wall protein Pst1. The record is from RefSeq and is a predicted model, not a curated record. NCBI's taxonomy places the organism in Eukaryota, Fungi, Ascomycota, Eurotiomycetes, Eurotiales, Aspergillaceae. The transcript has a single exon. The annotation marks the transcript as partial.